Messenger RNA from Homo sapiens (human), 8601 nucleotides. RefSeq names its product glycerol-3-phosphate dehydrogenase 2 (gene GPD2). The record is from RefSeq and is a predicted model, not a curated record. Lineage: Eukaryota; Metazoa; Chordata; Mammalia; Primates; Hominidae. The transcript has 17 exons. Gene Ontology annotation, molecular function: glycerol-3-phosphate dehydrogenase (quinone) activity; calcium ion binding. Gene Ontology annotation, cellular component: mitochondrial inner membrane; mitochondrion. Gene Ontology annotation, biological process: glycerol-3-phosphate metabolic process; glycerol catabolic process; glycerol-3-phosphate shuttle. Bases 3035 to 5116 code for a protein of 693 amino acids.
AAUUUUAACCAUUGUAAAAGACCAUGAAGAUUCUUGGAAACCUGAAUAAAGCUAUAUUCAGUUGGAAGCUCUUGAAGGGUUUUAUACAUGGAAAUGACAUUAUUUGGGUUUUUAAAUGAUCACUCCGGUUGUAAUAUAGAAAAUGAUAUGGAAGGAGGCUGGGUAAAUGUGUGAAGGCCUUUGGGAGAAUAUCAUGUUAGUAUAGGGGAGAGGGAAGAUACCUUGAUUUGAGAGGUAGCAGUGGAGAUGAAGUGACUAGAUAUGGAAAUGUUUUAGAAGAUGGAACUGAUAAACUCAGUGAUUGAGCAGAUAUAGGACUUAAGAGACGGGGAGCUCUCAAGGUUGUUUCCACAUUUCUGGCACCAGCAACUACAUUUAUAAUGACACCCUUACUGAGAUGAGGAACAUUGACAGAGAAAAAGGUUUGAGAAGAUAAAGUAAUUGGGUCAAUUUUGAGAUAUAUGUAAGACAUCCAAAUGGAGGUCUCAAGUAGGCAGUGUGAGAUCUGGGUUCCUGAAUGGUGGAACAAAAUUAGAAAUUAUUGUGGUAUAAAGGAUAUUUGAUGAUAUGGGGUACAUAAGAUUUUCUCUCUCUCUCUUACUGUCUGUUGAGUUUAGUGAUUUGAGGAGAGUGAAUUGGAUAGACCUAAGAGGAAAUUUGGUGUUUAAUUUUGGGCAGUAGAGUGACUCACAAAGGAAGCUAAGAGAGAGUGGUUCAAAGAGGCUGGAGAGAGAGAGAGUUGUCCCCCAGAUGCCCAGGUGAGUGAACAAUCAUUUGUGCAUUUAUUGGAUUUGGUGGCAUAGUUGGCAUUUAGUCAGUUUUGUGGUUGUUGGUAGUGGUUGGAUGUAUGUGAAAAUUCAAAUUAGGGUGAGUGUGAGGAGUAAGGAGUGAGGCAGUAGAAAAAAAACAAGAUUUACAGGUCUAUCGGGAAUUUUUAGGAUAGUUGUUAGAGAUACAUGUAAGAGGUGUUUAUUAUUGUUGAGACUGAGAUAGGUUAGAGCUUGGUGAUGAGAAGGACAAGGGAGGGAGUGAAUAUAGGAGAAACUGUUGUUAAUGGAAUGAGAUCCUCACACACUAGUGAUGCCUUUCAGAUCCAGCAAACUUGAUGAAGGGAAAACUCAGUCAAGAUUAAUGUUCACAGUUAGAGUAGAAUAGAGGACUUUUAGUAUUACCAAGUUCUAAUGAACUAUAUCAUAAUAUGGUCUUUAAACUUAUUUCUCAAGUAUUUCUCGAAAACUUACCAAGCAGAAAAUGUCAGCAAUCUUUCUGAUGUGUGAAAAUGCUCUGGCGGUUUAGUCACUUGUCAGUCUCAUGUCCAAGUCCUACCCAUCUGUCCUGGCGCAAUUGAAACCCUCAAAUGAAAGACUCUCCCUCCCUCAUCUGAAUGGCCAUAGCCUGGUGUUUUUUUCCCUCUAGGGUGGCAUUUAUUCUUUCUAUGUACUUGUUAUAUAUAUGUAUGUGUGUGUGUGUGUGUGUGUGUGUGUGUGUGUAUAAUUUUUUUCCUCAUUAGAUGGAAGGCAAAGACCAUAAUUGAAAUAUGUUAAUGUUCUCUGUAGUACCUACUGGUUACAUUUAUUUAGUUAACAAACUAAAUGUAUAUAAAGGUAAAAAAUAGGGACAUGGUUAUUAGCAGAUAAUUAAAAGAAGCUAUAUGAAAAAUAAGAUUUUUGUGGUUUGGUGUCAGAAUUUGUAGCCUGAUAAUAAGUUUUUGUUUUUAUGAAAUUUAGUAAAACAUGUUUUGAAAGUUCCUAAUCAUAUGUGACUAAAAGAUCAAAUUAUUUAACAGAGUGAUAACAGCAACAACUCUGGUGGUUACUUUGUCAUUUACCAGUGACUUUCAGAUUAUUAUUCCAUUCAGACUGAGGAUAAUCCAAAGAUACAAGGAGAAAUCACAGGGAUUUUUGUCACCAUUUUACAAGUGAAGAAACCAGAGAUAAUGAGUCAACAGUUACAUUGCUGGUAACCAGGUGCUAAAUCCCAGGCUGGGAUCUUCUGAUCCUAAUGUGGGUUUCUUUCAGUUUACCCAAUGGCUUCUAGAUUUACUUUCAUAGAAAUCCAAUUGGCCUGAUAAUAAUUAAAUGCAACUGCAGGGGGUAAGUGGGUUUCCUUUAUUUGAAUGAAUUUAAAAAAUCACUUAUUUUGGGUGAUUAGGAUAAUCUCUUGGUAACGCCUGAGAUUACCUCCUCUUGCACAUGCUUUGGCCUGUUGGCCUAGAGCUUCAAAUGGGGCUCCUGCAGCAGAAUGGGAAAAACACCACCAUCAUGGAUUGCAAUGAUGCUGUGAUUUGAAGAAAAGAAAAUGGAAGUCACAUAUCUGUGGAAUACUAAUAGAGCAAUGCUGGCCAGUACUGUUUGCUAUAGUGAACAAACCUAGUAUUAGCAUUUUGGAAAAAAACCAAACACCAUUUUCCUGGGUUUCUGACUCUGCCUUCUGGCAACUACUUAUUUUUAAAGUCCAGGAUCAUUUUUUAUUUAGGAUGAAAAGCUACAUUCUUUAAGAAACUAGAAAUAUGGAAGGUCAUUAUUUUUUAGGAGGACUAUGUCAGGGCCUUUAAUUAUAUUAUUGUUGAAGUUUCAUAAAAACUGUAAUAAUGGGCUGGGUGCAGUGGCUCAUGCCUGUAAUCUCAGCAGUUUGGAAGGCCGAGGCAGAUGGAUUGCUUGAUUGAUUCUAGGAGUUCGAGACCACGCUGGGCAACAUGGUGAAACCCCAUCUCUUCAAAAAAUACGAAAAUCAGCCAGGCUUGGUGGCGCACACCUGUAGUCCCAGCUACUCUGUAGGCUGAGGUGGCAGAUUCACCUGAACGUGGGGAGGAUGAGGUUGCAGUAAGCUGUGAUAGUGCCACCGCACCCCAGGCUGGGCAACAGAAUGAAGCCCCAUAUCAAAAAAAUCCAACAAACUGUAAUGAAUAUAGUUUUGUCAGGAGAACUGAGGAAUGAAGAAUGUAUACUUCUGAGAAAGUGUGGAAAGACAUGAAGUCCUUUUUCCUCCUCCUUCACCACUUUAAUAUGUCAUCUGAAUGAAUUGCUAGUACUGGAUGAACCUGGCCUAUGUUAAAGCAGCAGACUGCAUUUCAGAACCAGUUAACAGGGAGCCUCCUUCCAGAGAAGCUCAGCUACUGACUUUGCAAAACACAUCUGAAUUUGAUAUCCUUGUUAUUGGAGGAGGAGCAACAGGAAGUGGCUGUGCGCUAGAUGCUGUCACCAGAGGACUAAAAACAGCCCUUGUAGAAAGAGAUGAUUUCUCAUCAGGGACCAGCAGCAGAAGCACUAAAUUGAUCCAUGGUGGUGUGAGAUAUCUGCAGAAGGCCAUCAUGAAGUUGGAUAUUGAGCAGUAUAGGAUGGUAAAAGAAGCCCUUCAUGAGCGUGCCAACCUGCUAGAAAUUGCUCCCCAUUUAUCAGCUCCAUUGCCUAUAAUGCUUCCAGUUUACAAGUGGUGGCAGUUACCUUACUACUGGGUAGGAAUCAAGCUGUAUGAUUUGGUUGCAGGAAGCAAUUGCCUAAAAAGCAGUUAUGUCCUCAGCAAAUCAAGAGCCCUUGAACAUUUCCCAAUGCUCCAGAAGGACAAACUGGUAGGAGCAAUUGUCUACUAUGACGGACAACAUAACGAUGCACGGAUGAACCUUGCCAUUGCUCUGACUGCUGCCAGGUAUGGGGCUGCCACAGCCAAUUACAUGGAGGUAGUGAGCUUGCUCAAGAAGACAGACCCCCAGACAGGGAAAGUGCGUGUGAGCGGCGCACGGUGCAAGGAUGUCCUCACAGGGCAGGAAUUUGACGUGAGAGCCAAAUGUGUUAUCAAUGCCACGGGACCUUUCACGGACUCUGUGCGCAAAAUGGAUGAUAAAGACGCAGCAGCUAUCUGCCAGCCAAGUGCUGGUGUCCAUAUUGUGAUGCCUGGUUAUUACAGCCCAGAGAGCAUGGGACUUCUUGACCCAGCGACCAGUGAUGGGCGAGUUAUUUUCUUCUUACCCUGGCAAAAGAUGACGAUCGCUGGCACUACUGAUACUCCAACUGAUGUUACACACCAUCCAAUUCCUUCAGAAGAAGAUAUCAACUUCAUUUUGAAUGAAGUGCGUAAUUACCUGAGUUGUGAUGUUGAAGUGAGAAGAGGGGAUGUCCUGGCAGCAUGGAGUGGAAUCCGUCCUCUUGUUACAGACCCCAAAUCUGCAGAUACUCAGUCUAUCUCCCGAAAUCAUGUUGUUGAUAUCAGUGAGAGUGGCCUUAUUACUAUAGCAGGUGGAAAGUGGACAACUUAUCGGUCUAUGGCAGAAGAUACCAUAAAUGCUGCUGUCAAAACUCAUAAUUUAAAAGCAGGACCAAGUAGAACAGUUGGGCUUUUCCUUCAAGGGGGUAAAGAUUGGAGCCCCACACUCUACAUUAGGCUUGUGCAGGAUUAUGGACUUGAAAGCGAGGUGGCACAGCAUCUUGCCGCCACCUAUGGUGAUAAGGCCUUUGAGGUGGCCAAAAUGGCAAGUGUGACUGGCAAAAGGUGGCCUAUUGUUGGAGUACGUCUUGUGUCAGAAUUUCCAUAUAUUGAAGCAGAGGUGAAAUAUGGGAUUAAGGAGUAUGCCUGCACUGCUGUGGAUAUGAUUUCACGUCGUACUCGCCUGGCCUUUCUAAAUGUCCAGGCAGCAGAGGAAGCCCUACCCAGGAUUGUUGAACUGAUGGGCAGGGAACUGAAUUGGGAUGAUUAUAAGAAGCAGGAACAACUUGAAACAGCCAGGAAGUUUCUAUAUUAUGAAAUGGGCUAUAAAUCUCGAUCAGAACAGUUAACAGAUCGCUCUGAAAUUAGCCUACUGCCUUCAGACAUUGACAGGUAUAAGAAGAGAUUUCAUAAGUUUGAUGCAGACCAGAAAGGCUUUAUUACCAUUGUUGAUGUUCAGCGUGUAUUAGAGAGUAUCAAUGUCCAAAUGGAUGAAAAUACACUCCAUGAAAUUCUAAAUGAAGUUGAUUUGAAUAAAAAUGGACAGGUUGAACUCAAUGAAUUUUUGCAGCUGAUGAGUGCUAUUCAAAAAGGAAGGGUAUCUGGAAGCCGGCUUGCUAUACUAAUGAAAACUGCAGAAGAGAACCUCGACAGAAGAGUUCCAAUUCCAGUGGACCGUAGUUGUGGAGGAUUGUGAGUCUGGGCAGUAAAUCCACAGCCAACAAACAUAGAAACGACAAAUCACCAUGUAACAACCAGAGAUGACUGAAACCACUCUGAAAUAAUGAAUGUGGAUAGCUGCCUUUUUUAACACUAGAAAACAUUCCAAAACUUUAAGGUGUUGGUGUAUUUGCCAGCUUUAUUUGCUGUACUUUAUUUGUAUUUGCCAUUCAGUCUAGCUUUUAAGUAUAUUUUUUUCUUUUUCUCAUUUUCAAUGCACAUUAGUUUUGCAUCUGUUUUGUGACCUGUUAGAUGUGACACAUUCUCUUUUUGUUUAUUCCCUUAUUCUAAAUGAGUUCUAAAAACAUAAUAUUUUGGCAAAAAUUGAAAAAAGCUGGAGACAUUUUGUGACAUGCAUACAGAUAGCAUGUGUUAUUAAAAAGAGUUGCCUAUUGAAAUGAUCAUGUUUCUGGAGAAAUUAAGCUUAUAGACAGCAUGUGUUAUUAAAAAGAGUUACCUAUUGAAAUGAUAGUGUUUCUGGAGAUUUCUCAGCCCCAUCUUCCUCCAGCUUGUCUACCUUCCUCAUGCAAACAAUAUUCCACAUUUUUAUAUCUAGAGCAUGACUGGCUAACUGGAGAGGGAAGGAAAAGUUUAGAUCUGGUUACUGGAGCAAGUCUCAAAGAGAAACUCUGAAAGCUUCCAGAAUCACAGGUAUAAGAUAAGGAUAGCAUUGACAUUUGCUGGGAGUUACAGUGAUAGUUUCAUCUCAGCAGUUCAUUUUUUUCUUCAGUCACUGCUGGUUUUCUUUGACUAUUAUAGUUGCCAGGAAGAUCCUUGCUCUUCUUACUUUAAAACCAGCAUUUAAGUGGCAAUUUGGAUGUAAUAGGAUGAGACCAAAUUUAUCUAAUUAUUACAGUAGUAAUACAUUUAAGAGUUAAAAAUGUGUUUUUAUAUAUCCACAUAUGAUAACAAAAGAUUCAAUUCCCAAGCCUAAAUUUUGAAGCAUGUGGUAUUGUCAAAUCUAGCUUACCAUCUUUUUUGGGGGUACUUGCAACCAUAGUAAAGGAAGAUGGAAUAGACUUUAGUUAACUUUAAUUAUAAUUAUAUGUUAAAUAAGGCACAUAACCAGUUUCCAAGGUCAUCAUGGUUGCUUAAAGUCUUUCCCCUUCUGUACUCCAUGGAAAUAUUCUCAGUAAACCAAAAACAAAAAUGGAAAAAUAAUCACCAACCCCCAUCCCGACACACACACAGAGUCCAAAGCAAAAGUCAGUGUGUAUUGAAUUUAACAAGUAAUGCAGUUUGGGAUGCUUUUGCUACAUUUUGGUGGCAUUUUAACUAGUUAUCUGAAUAUUUAUUAAUCGUACUUCCUCUUGUAAAGUUAACUACUUACUUUUUUGUUGUUGUUUUUUUAACAUCAGGUUCUGUAUCUAAUAGGAGAUGUAACACUUUAUUUCAUGGCAGGUUUUUAUUGCAGAGACUUGAAGUCUUAGUUUUUUAAACUGGCACAUAAAACACUUUUUGCUGUUAUUUUUAUUUAUGUCAAUACUGCAGAGUAUCUUUAUGCCUUAUUCAAGUGGAUUCUGAGCCUGUAUGUCACAAUGUAAACACUGGAGGUUCACUCACCUACGCACUCACCCACCACCUCUGAAAGAAACAGAAACUGCAGAGAAAGACAGCAUCUUAGCUCAUUUUGUUUUUAAAUGAGGUUUUAGACGCUUGCCACUUCCUAAGGGAAAUCCUAAAACAGAGCAAGUGAUGCUCCCAGGUAUCACUGUGAACUUUUUUCUUUCAAAGUGUGAAUUUUUACACUGGCUUUUUCAUUUUUUUAAAGUAAUUGAAGCUUGUGGCUUUACAACUUAGUGUUUUUUGCUAUCCAGAUAACAAGUUUCAUUGUUUAGAACCCAGUGACACUUAAUAGGUAGAUAAAUUGUCCUUUAAAAUAUCCCAGAUGAUAUACACAAUAUGGUACAUUUGUGCUCUCUCUCUCUGUUUUUCUCUCUUUCUCUUUCUAGUUAGAUCAAGAUAACGAUGACUUGUACCCUCCCUGAUUCUGUUACAGUAGGGCCCGGGCAGAUCUGUGUUUGUUAAACAGGCCUUGUUUGUGCAUGCUUUGCUAUGAAUGAAGUUCCUUUAAGGACAAAGAAAAGCACACUUUUCUUCUUUUGAGCAUAUCUGCUUUUACUUUAAAUCUGCUAAUUUCUAAAAUGUAGAGUCCUUCACCAAUCCCAGAGACUCAAUUUGGAAAUGAACUGAUUUCAAGCCGUUACUGUGAAUAAAGCACCCCAGCAUUUUGUAUAAGCUCUUAAUUAAACCUGUACAGCUUCUUUACCUGAUUUAAGAAAGGGAGACAAGCAAUAGGGGGGAAUAAGCUUCUUCAAAAUUCAUUCCAAGCACAAAAGAAAUUUUUUCCCUUUGCAUAUAAACUUGACAUCAGUUGAUUCUGUUGGGGUCGGGGUGGGUAUGCAGGGAUUGCCUUUUAUUAUCAAGUGAUUUAUUUCAAGAGCCUUUGAGGGGAUUCAGGUGAAGGAACCCCCAUCUGUGCUGGAGAGUUGGAUACUCCUUUAAAUAGCCCCCACCACAGUCAUAACAAUAAUGAUAAUGCUGGAUUAUUUGUUAAGCCAAGGUUGUCUGCCUCAUAUCCAUCAUGCUGUUUGCAAUAUUCUUGCUUUCAAUCAAUUUAUACUGAGUGUAACUUUAGGAUUUCUGCUAUUAAAUGCAUGCUCUCUAUCCUGCUUCAGUUUCUGGCUUUGCUUUGUCUGUUUCAAAAUAUGUAGCUUCCUCUUUUGUACAACAAAAAACUCAUUCUCACUUUUACUAAAUAUACUGUAGGAGUCAUCAUUGAUGUUAUUUUUCUCUUAUGUAUCUGUAAAGAUUUUUGGCAUAUGAAUGUAAUAUUAAAGUCAAUGAUGCUAUAACUUGCGAUGUUUGCAUCAUGUCAACCUUUUUGAAGGAGUGAAAAAGCCCUACUAUGUUUUUAAAUAGCAAGUGUAAGCUCAGUGCUAGAGUGGAUAUACACACCGCAUGUUUUCAUAUGUGGCACUUUUAUGUAUCAUGUUGGGUUAUUGUUCUAGACUGGACUGUUAAAUACUAUGUUUGAGGCUGGGUUGUCAUUUUUAUAACUGUCUUGGUGUUUUAUGGCCAUUAUUUAUUACUUUUGAUACACAGAAUGAGCUGCAUGCAUUUAUAGAGCAAUAAGAGGAUGUAUUUAAUGUGCCUUGUUUUUAACUGAAUAAGAACUGGAAGCAUGAAUCAAUAAAACUGAUUAAAAUGGUCUAUUUGCUAGCAUUUUGAUGUUACUUGCAGUCAGAUAACUUUGAUUACUGUUGAAGUUUAAAAAAAGUUUGAAAAUAUUUUUACAAACUGUGUUUUUGAUGACACAAAAGUGAAAUAUCUACAGAGAUAGAUGUAAUUUUAUAAGACUGCCAGAAUUAUUUGUAUUAAUUUGUUGCUGUAGCCUUUAGGGCAUGACUUCUGUAUUUGUGCAAUCCUAUUCUACAAUUACAUUCAUCCUAUUACAACUCA